AAACAAGACCAUCUGCGAGACCUAGGUCGAUGCCUUCCUUCUCCGGAGCAACAGCUACAAUUGAUCACCAAAAUUUGAUUCCUGCCCUGAUCUCAGCACUCAAGGACCAUGAAACUAACAACAGGUCGGGUCCAAACUAUGUUGUGUGCAACCUUGACGACGUUUGUUUACCUUCGGCUGUACGAGCUCUGAACCCUGCUUCACCAGCGCACCGAAAAGCGAUCUUUUGCAUCACGGAAACAUUCAUGUGUUUACGCAAGACAAUAUUGGAUUUACAGUCUAUCAACAUCCUAUGGGUUGGACACUCAGUUGUUUGGCUUGUUGUUGCAUCCAGACAUACAAGCAAGCUGGAAGCGAGAAUUGCACAUGAAUUGCAAGCAUCACCCAUAUGCAGCCAAUUUACAAGGCAUGCAAGUUUACUUGUGUCCCCGGAGUCAUUAACACUCUGGGGAAUACCGUUUAGCAUAUUUGCACAAUUUCCUGGAGAUGUUGUCAAAACAGACCAUGGCGUUUAUUUCCAGAAAUGGAGUACUGGACCGAAUCUUCAGGAAAGCGUGAGCAGCUGCGAAGCAGAUUGGCUGCCGCCUCCUCUGCUCCCGACUUAUUGUAGCUCAUGCGCCUCUGAAGUUGAAUCUAAGAGAAAUCCUGAGAUCAGGGAACGUUGUCAUACAGACAUGGUGUUAUCAAUUGAGGGCAGCAACCAACCUGUGCCGGGGGUCUUCGGCUUUCCGGGUACAGAUGAAUUGCUUGACCACUGUGCGUACGUCGAAAGCGAACGCGCCGACUUGGCUCAGACAAACACCUUGGAGAUGCCAGGUAGCUUGAGCGACGGUACACAAUCGUCCGUGCUUGAUCAGCAAACAGGCCAAGAUCUUGUGGACGCCGCACUCAAUAUUCCCGAGAAUGUCUUCGCUUUCUAUGACGAAAUCAAUUUAGCACUACCACAGGUUGAUAUUUGUGGAAGUCAAUUAUGCGAACCGGACCAAACCUUGGAACACCUGAACGGAGACCUAAACGUCGUUUUGAAUGUGCUCGGAGACGAAGAGAGUGUUCAGUUACCCAGCCAGGAAGGCCUCACGACAGCAGUGCCUGCAUCUCCUCCAAUAUCGCUGGCAUCGACAGAAGCAGCAGCUAUAGGGACUCCAUUGCCCACCAUAAUGAGCGAAAUGGGACGACCCGUUCACGACCCGGGGCUAGAGAUGUUUAGAGGUGCGGAAAAUGGGAGCUUGUCUGGCAAUUUGGCCAAGGAGAUAGACGAGCUCAUCGCAUUGGGACUCAGAAACGUAGACAACCUGACCUGGUUUUCCAGGAACCGUGUGAGUAGCAAUGAUGUGCUCCUCUCUUUUAAACCGUCCACAUUACUCCACAGGGAUGCUGUGUCAGAAACAAUAUCCGCGUUAGCCGACGAUGGAGAUCAGAUUGUUCGGAUGGAGAUUCAGCAAUUUUACCAGGCAUUCAGUCAAAGACAAGUUAGAGAAUCGUCGAGUUGGGACGAUAUCGACUUCAUUGUGGUUCCGGUGCAUGAAGGCAACCGGUGUUUCCUGGUCAGCGCGGACGUGAAAAAUCGAUUGAUACGAAUUCAUGAUUUCAAGAGCCAUGAGGAGAUAGUCAGGCUCCUCACUGAGACCGACAACCAAUGGCCCUUUGAGCACAAGGCAUUGCAAGAGGUUUCCGACAACGACAGUGGCAUUGUAGUCUUGCGGGAAGUGGAAUCACUAGUCGAGCCUGGCCUUUCUAUCCGAUCCGACAUUGAAGCUCUGCGAAAGAGAUAUCUUCUCUGUCUUUUGACAAAGAUUCUACCACGAGACCAACACUUCCUGACGCCCAUGGAUCCUCAGACUAGUGUCAUGUCACAGUCAUUUGUCAACACACAGUACCCCUAUUCUCCCGACUUCCAACAAUAUCUAGCGUCUGCUAUUGGUUGUGAGGCAGUCCUACAAGAUUUGUCUAGCAUGGUGACAUCAUUCCUGGAAGAUCCACCGAACAUGAGGCAGGAGCUUGGCAGUAUGGUCAGGAUGUAUGAUCGUGGAGACGCCAACUCUUUCCUCGCAACCUUCCAGAAAGAUUUUUCCUCGUUGUUUGUCGCUCGUCGGUUUCACUCGCUCGUUGCCACGUUGCAAGCCGAAAAGAAGGAGCAACACAGGAUCACUGAUGCGAGGCGUAAAGUAGAGCUGCGACGGAAGCUCAGAGACGGUGCAAAUUUGAUGAGCAAUUCUGGCAUUAAGUCCAUAGCUACAGGUAAGAAAGGCGAAAAUGCUGCUACGGUGGCAUACAAUCGAAUGAUACAGGAAUGCGGCCCCCCCAGUCAAUCAAUGCGAGAAGGUUCAUCUGGUCAGCUGAAAGCAGAUACGAAAAGACGAUUGAAAGAGAUCAAGUACCGAGGAGACAUUCUACUUCGAUACGACCAUGCCACUGGACCAAAUCAUCCUCUUUGGACACUCUUCCCGAUGAGAGCCAUCCAAUGUCCAGCCGCGCCCGAAAUUCUUAUAGAUCCAAUCAUGUACCGACGAUUGAAAGAACCUGAUAUCAAGGUGUUGGUCGAUUUAUUCCGCUUAACAAAGCCGAAACUUUGGGAUUAUCUCCCAAGAUUUCAAUGUGAACUGAUCAAAUUGUUGAGCAACGACAUUGCAGAAGUGACAGUUCUUCAGGAGAUGCAGCAGAUACUGUCCACAUCUUUCGAGCCAUCCUAUCAAUAGCAUCGGAAAAGAGACAGGACCGGCGAUGUCCAGUCUUGCCAUGAAGCGGCCAGCAUCUCUGACAAAGCUGAGUUUUGCCUACCUCAGGCGCUACCUACUGGCGCAGCGUAUGCUGUCUUGAUAUGUCGACCUUCGUGAGAGCCUGGAUUAUUGCUCCUAUAUCUAGAAGUACGAAGCCAGAGAUCAACUUUACCUUCAUGGCAUGUACAUAUCUGAUAGCAACAUAGAAUGACAACGGAGUAUGAAACUUGGG
This is a messenger RNA of Exophiala mesophila, 2949 nucleotides long. RefSeq lists its product as uncharacterized. NCBI's taxonomy places the organism in Eukaryota, Fungi, Ascomycota, Eurotiomycetes, Chaetothyriales, Herpotrichiellaceae. Gene Ontology annotation, cellular component: nucleus. Gene Ontology annotation, biological process: chromatin remodeling. The transcript has 3 exons. Gene Ontology annotation, molecular function: histone demethylase activity. The coding region runs from base 30 to 2696 and encodes 888 amino acids. The record is from RefSeq and is a predicted model, not a curated record.